This is a messenger RNA of Saccoglossus kowalevskii, 1199 nucleotides long. Its product is annotated as low affinity immunoglobulin epsilon Fc receptor-like. The record is from RefSeq and is a predicted model, not a curated record. NCBI's taxonomy places the organism in Eukaryota, Metazoa, Hemichordata, Enteropneusta, Harrimaniidae.
AAAACACGCAGCGUUUCAACUCCACUUCAGUAACGUGCCUGAAGUAACAUCAGGUUGUGGUCCGCAGAUUACCGAAAGAAGUCAUAUAUAGCAUUCGGACUACUUCAUUUAAUUGAAUGAUGGGACCUAAUAAGCUAUCCAUAGUAUUCGUCUUGGCUGUUGUUUUUUCCGAGAUAUAUCUUGGAGAAUGUUGGAGGCGACGUCGUAGUUCUUGCAGCCCCGAAGAUUGCACUGUAGGCCAGUGGGGACCAUGGUCAUCAUGCUCAGCACCUUGUGGUACUUCGGGCACAAUGUCACGAACUCGAGACAUCGUGACCGCUGCGCAGUGUGGUGGAUCAUGCUCCUUUUCUCUGACUGAUUCCCAGUCGUGUAAUGUUGGUGGCUGUAACGGGAAUGGUGUACCAUUGGCAGAGUCAUGUGACUGUAACGGGGGAUGGUCGGGAACUUGCUGUGAUCAAGGUGAAAACGUAAAUCGUUUGACUCAAUAUUGUAAAUAUUACGACGUACAUUCAGACGAAGUAAACUACGCCAGUGCUGAAUCUACCUGCGCCAGUGGUGGCGGUGAACUAGCCGUGCUAAACACACAACCCAAAUUCCAAAGUGUUCGGAAAUUCAUCGUCGAUAAUAACCUAGAUGAUAAUGUACAGAAGGGUUUCUGGUUUGGGCUUGAUGACCGUGACAAUGAAGGAAGCUUUGUUUGGUCUGAUGGGUCAGCGGUUAGUGCUGGGUUUACCAAGUGGGCGAGCGGACAACCGAACAAUAAUGUACAACUGAGCAGUGAUGGGCAGGAUUGUGUUUCAAUGUGGAAAGAAGCUUUUUUAACAUGGGAUGACACCUACUGCACACAAAUCAGAGGAUUCAUUUGUGAAAUUGAUGCUGGCUGCAAGUAAAACUAUAUCAUAUGUUGACAUGGAUUACUUCGAUAAAUGGAAACUUCGUACUUAGACUAAUUUGCAUAUCGAAACUUUCGUGAUUAUUUGCAUAUCAUUAAUAUUGUAAAUCUUUCGACAAAUUGCGCAUCGUAAAUUCCGUAAUAUCAGAGUCGAUUUAGCUGUGAACGGUACUACCUUCCAUGAGUUACCAUACUUUACAUACUGUGCUACCUGGAUGACAAUACUAUCAUUAUUUAACAGUGUAGUGAACUGUUCUUCAGGGGGCAGGUUGUGAAAGGAGUCAAUCACAUCAGCAGAUGCAUCAAA